Molecule: messenger RNA, 1158 nt
Organism: Mastomys coucha (southern multimammate mouse)
Lineage: Eukaryota; Metazoa; Chordata; Mammalia; Rodentia; Muridae
Gene: Hmgb1
Product: high mobility group box 1
Exons: 7
Coding region: 154-1158 (334 amino acids)
Biological process (GO): regulation of transcription by RNA polymerase II
Cellular component (GO): nucleus
Molecular function (GO): DNA binding, bending
Source: RefSeq, a predicted model, not a curated record
CGGACGUGUUUAGUCAGAGCAGAAACGCAUCUCGGGGCCAAAGUGAUAGGAAACGGCGGCCUCUCCCGGCCCUGUCCCAGCGCCGCCUCCGCCCUCCCGAGCAAAGUUUCACGAGAAGACGGGGUGCUCUUAAAGCUGGAAAAUCAACUAAACAUGGGCAAAGGAGAUCCUAAGAAGCCUAGAGGCAAAAUGUCCUCAUAUGCAUUCUUUGUGCAAACUUGCCGGGAGGAGCACAAGAAGAAGCACCCGGAUGCUUCUGUCAACUUCUCAGAGUUCUCCAAGAAGUGCUCAGAGAGGUGGAAGACCAUGUCUGCUAAAGAAAAGGGGAAAUUUGAAGAUAUGGCAAAGGCUGACAAGGCUCGUUAUGAAAGAGAAAUGAAAACCUACAUCCCCCCCAAAGGGGAGACCAAAAAGAAGUUCAAGGACCCCAAUGCACCCAAGAGGCCUCCUUCGGCCUUCUUCUUGUUCUGUUCUGAGUACCGCCCUAAAAUCAAAGGCGAGCAUCCUGGCUUAUCCAUUGGUGAUGUUGCAAAGAAACUAGGAGAGAUGUGGAACAACACUGCAGCUGAUGACAAGCAGCCCUAUGAGAAGAAGGCUGCCAAGCUGAAGGAGAAGUACGAGAAGGAUAUUGCUGCAUACAGAGCUAAAGGAAAACCUGAUGCAGCGAAAAAGGGGGUAGUCAAGGCUGGCACCAUUACGAGCUUGGGAGAGGAAAAAUACCAUCUACAAGCCCAAGUGAAGGAAAGCCAAGCACCCGGACCAGAGCCCGACAGUGACUCUGAUUACCGGCCAGGGCCGUUUCUUAGUCUGCUGGAAGUCAUAGAGCGAGGCAAGGUUAACCCACCACAAGGGAAACCGAUCAAAGUCGUGGUUUCACCCGUGGAGCGCGCAGGAGCAGAAAAGCUUGCAGCACAGCGGGCGGGUUCCGUGGUUCAGCCCAUGGGAGCCUGCAGGACUCGGGCUGUGCUUCAGAGCCGAGCGAUGUCUGGACUCUGCCUUAGGACUCUUAGGACUCUGUUCUCUAGAGUAAAACCCACGAAGAGCACCACAGAAGGCUGCGGGAUCGGGGGAAAUCUUGCUCUCCGGGAGCCCACGAAGACUUCCAGGAGCGUGGGAUCGACUGACAGACAAGCAAAGGCCAGGCUCUGGGAGGUCUAG